Hippopotamus amphibius kiboko is the source of this 3038-nucleotide messenger RNA. It is a transcript of the gene GRAP, whose product is annotated as GRB2 related adaptor protein. Gene Ontology annotation, molecular function: protein binding. The coding region runs from base 1500 to 2153 and encodes 217 amino acids. NCBI's taxonomy places the organism in Eukaryota, Metazoa, Chordata, Mammalia, Artiodactyla, Hippopotamidae. The transcript is spliced from 6 exons. The record is from RefSeq and is a predicted model, not a curated record.
UCCUCGCCGGAGCCCCUGGGGAGAGCCCCUCACCGUUUUAACGUGACUUGGCACAGAAUAAGUACUUUGAAAAACAGAAGGUAAGCCAGCCACCCAGCCCACAGGCCCCAGAGGACACAGGCUCCGCUUCAUAAGGAGAGGCCUCCCCACUCUGGCCUCCAGGCACCUCAGCUUUGGGGCGGGGUGGAUGUCAACCCCCCCCCCCCCCAUUGGAGGCUUUGAAACCUCAGCUGACACAGAGCCGGAAAGAAGCACCUUCUGACAUCCUGUCGUCCCGGGUCUGGGCCAUCAGAGCAGGGGGUGCUGGAGGAGAGCUGAGGAGGGGCCCUGGGCUGGGGCCUGGGCCUCUGCCUCCCACCCCCGGCCCUUGGGGGGCUCCGUGGAGGUGACGGCUCCUGCCACCUUCCUUUUCUUUUCCCUCAACUUUUUUUUUUUUUUAACUAAACCUUUUAUUUUGAGAUCACUGUGGAGCCACAUCUAUCGUUUCAACUUUUUACACAGAAAACUUUCAAACCCUUAAACAAGCGAUGAGAGCAGCGCGACACCUACGUACCCCUCACCCCCGUUCGCCCAUUCAUGUCUGAUUGAGCUAAUGGUGUUUAAUCUAUUACCCAUAGCUAUAUAGACAUAGACAUACAUAGAGAAACAUGGACACACUCUAUCCACUAGGAAAUAGGACGCAUAUAUUUCUAAUAUGUAUAUAAUGAUUUUAUAUGUGUAUAUAUAAUGACUAUGUAUGUAUGUAAUUUUAUUUUAUUUAUUUUUUUCCCGCUUCUUUCUGCGGAGAGGGACUGGAAGCAAUGACACCUCCGUACUGAUAAACACACCCAAUAGCAGCUCGGUCCUGGGUUCUAAACACCGUCCUGCACGCCUCAGAGAGGGCUGGUUCCAGGGCUGGGCCAGGAGUCCCGGAGGAGCCCGGAGCACACCGUCCAAGAGGCGGGAGGUGCUCCGAGGACGGCGGGGAUGUGCCAAAAGGGCAAGGGGGCAUCUUGAGGCGCCCCGCCGGCCCAGUCUGGGACCAUGGAAACAUCCAGAAUAAACAGUAAUAGUAACCGAUCAGAGCCAGUGACUGACAUCUGAGAGCAUGUUGUCACCCUAUUGAUACAGAUGAAGGAGGGAAAACGCUUUUUUUACAGAAGAAAACCAAUCUGACUUCGCGCUGAUCUGUCCGUGUCCCAUCUGACACCACCAGGCUCCCCCUCACCUGCCCCUUCCCGGAGGUCCGGGUCCCCCUCCCUCCCUGGAGAGAACCUUGGUUCCAGACAGCUUUGCUGUGUUUAGUCGUUUACGUUCUUUCCCACGACACGCACACACUCGUCCCAGAAGUGUUGCACCUGGUCCACUGCCCGCAGCAAACCCAAGUGGGAAGUCUCCGUCUCAGCUUCAAAAGCACAAACACGCUCUCAAAACAAAGGAAGACGGUCCUCGACUGCAGAGGAAGCAGGAAGCUGCCGGCCCUGCGCGGAGCCCCGCUGCCGGGGCUCGGGGACGGCGGCAUGGAGUCCGUGGCCCUGUACAGCUUCCAGGCCACGGAGAGCGACGAGCUGGCCUUCAACAAGGGGGACACACUCAAGAUCCUGAACAUGGAAGACGACCAGAACUGGUACAAGGCUGAGCUCCGGGGCGCCGAGGGGUUCGUCCCCAAGAACUACAUCCGCGUCAAGCCUCACCCGUGGUACUCGGGCAGGAUUUCCCGGCAGCUGGCAGAGGAGAUUCUGAUGAAGCGGAACCACCCCGGAGCCUUCCUGAUCCGGGAGAGCGAGAGCUCCCCAGGGGAGUUCUCCAUCUCUGUGAACUACGGGGACCAGGUGCAGCACUUCAAGGUGCUGCGAGAGGCCUCAGGGAAGUACUACCUGUGGGAAGAGAAGUUCAACUCUCUGAAUGAGCUGGUCGCCUUCUACCGGACCACCACCAUCGCCAAGAAGCGGCAGGUCUUCCUGCGGGAUGAGGAGCCCCUGGCCAAGCCGCCCCGCGCCUGCUUUGCCCAGGCCCAGUUUGACUUCUUGGCCCAGGACCCCUCCCAGCUCAGCUUCCGCCGCGGUGACAUCAUUGAGGUCAUGGAGCGCCUCGACCCCUGCUGGUGGCGGGGCCGGCUCUGCGGCCGCGUCGGCUUCUUUCCGCGGAGCUACGUCCAGCCGGUGCACCUGUGACCAGAGUGGGCCCGGGGUAGGGCCCGCGGACCGGCCGUCCACUGGGCACCAAGGUCCGGAGAGAGGACACAGGCACCCCCAGCCCGGGGCCUUGGACGGGAACGCGCGCCUCCUGACGGUCUGGCCGGCCUCCUGCGCUUCAUGCCAACUGGGACUGGCCCGGAGCCCUGGAGCCACCUCCACGCUCAGCGCCCACAGGCUAGGGGGGCGCUGGGGUCUCCGCUGGCCUCUUCCCGUUGGCCACCGGCUGUGUGACGUCACAGGGUGGCCGGCAGGGCCCGCCCACUCCCAGCCCCAACGGCCCCACCCCCAGAGAGGGCUCCGGACUCCUGGGUCCCACCCCCUGGGGGCUCACGCCAAGGAACCAGGGGCUGGGUGGGUGACCACCCGCUGGCCUGCCCGCCCCUCCGUCCGAAAGCCCCAAAGGCUGGCUCCCGGGCGAGGCGGCCGGGGCCCUGCACACCCGUGACCUGGACUCACUGGACAGGCUCCCGGUGGAGGUCGACUUCCGGGGCUGCCCCUGGCGUCCAGCAGCCCCGCCCACCACAGGUGCCCCGCGGGGAGGCUGGAGGCCCUGCGGAGGGGGGCCCGGGCUGAGAGAAACGGAGGCAGCCGCUCCUGCCCCGCUGGCCCCGCAGGGUGGACGAGCUCUGAGGGGCCGGCCUCGGACGCGGCCCCCUGGGAGACAUAGCUGCGCCUGCUCUUACGCGUUCUGGCCCAGGUUCUGCCCGGACCAGGGCCUGGGGAAGCGUUGGGGACGACAGGCCAGGCAGGGGGUUGGGGCCAGAGCUGGGCCGUGAGGUCCAGGGGCAUCCAGAGGGGCGGGCAGCCGCUGUGGGGCCCCGGCUCGAGGGAGGGCAGGGUGUCCACAGGGAAGCUGCCGCC